GGAGUACAGAUGCGUCAUCUGCGAGCGGGUGUACUGCUCCCGUAACUCCCUGAUGACCCAUAUAUAUACCUAUCAUAAGAGCAGACCCGGCGACAUUGACAUUAAGUUCUUUUGAAGGUUUAGAUAAGGUACGGGCAACGGGAUGCAUCCAGCACCGUCGACGCUUCCCUCUGCCAUGUACCGGAUGCCGCCGCCGACGGCGGGCGGCAUAAACGAGCCUCAGGAAUGCCCGUACUGCCGUCGCAACUUUUCUUGCUACUACUCCCUGAAGCGUCAUUUCCAGGACAAGCAUGAGCAAUCGAGCACCAUCUACGUGUGCGAGAUCUGCAACCGCCCAUACCGCACCAAGAACUCGCUCACGACGCACAAGAGCCUGCAGCAUCGCGGCUCGUCGGGCAUGCGGAAGAAGCAGCUGAAGAUCAUCGCGAACGUUCUAGGCAGCAUGCACCAGGCCCACAUGCAGCAGCAUCCGCAAUGAAAAUGUUGGAACCGUCUUACAGUCACCCCGUCCCGGACUCUCCGCAUCGUCGUUCUCAUCGUCAACGUCAUCCUCGGCACCCGCCUGUCUCCGUCAUCCGGUUCUUCGCUGCUCGCCGCCUUCGUCGCCGAUCUACGCUGGCCGAAGCGUCGAUAGACGCGCGAUUAUCCCCGAGCAAACAGCUUCGAGCGCGUGAAUCGAGAUCGGAUCGAUCCCGGAACGCCGUUCGCUAGGUUCUUCUCGUCGUAAACGAUCGAUUGGCUCUCUCCCCACGACCCCCACCCCCUGUUCGAACCGUUCCGCACCGGAAACAAUCGCGCUUCCGCUGGUAGUCGGUCGUUUCGUAGCUCCCUCGAGUCAAGACUGCGAUUAAUCCAAAGAAGAAAGAAGAGAGAAUCGACUGAGACGCGAACCUGGUGGCGCGUUCCCGCGCGGCGUUCGAAAGAAGUCCUCGGGGUUUCAGAGGAACUGUCGAAAAGCCGGAUCUCUGGUUCGAAUUUCUCGCACCGCGACGCGACGCGACGCGGGUUUCUGUUCGUCGCGCGGGAACGCGUCCUCCAUCGUUCGAGAGCAAUUUCGUCAAUCGUUUGAAGGUUCCCGUGACGAGCGUGCGCGCGCGCGCGCGCGCAUAGUCACGCGAGCCGAGAAUACAUUCCACUGCGUCGGCUUUCCGGCUUUCCUCGCCGUUGCCGGCUAAGAGAGGCUCGAGCCGAUUUAACGAGGUCUCGGAACGCGACUAUCGCUUUAAGACGCUCUGCCGGGGGACUGGGUCACAGGGUCACGGCGUCGGAGAACGGUUUCAUGGCCGGACGAGGGUUGUUUCGCGGAUCCUGGGGCGAGUAGCGUUUCACGGGAUCGGAGGAUAGGGCAUUCGAAGUGAUGGAAACACGAUCGUGGUUGCGAUUCUCGCGGGAAUCCGGCGCGCCGCGCGACGCCGUGUUGUCCGCGUGUACUCUGGCAGGAAUUUGAAGGCGGUGAUCCUUCCGUUGUUAGUUCUUUCCAUCGGGAGAGCGGUCUUGCCAUGAUUGUCAACGCUCCGAUCGAUCGUGUCCCGACCACCAGUCCCAGGGAUCAUGUCAAUUCGCGGCGCUGUUAGCGGAUGCAAGCGCGGACGAUAUCUGUUCGAUCGUUGAAUGGGAGGAAGGGUUUCGUAGCGGCAGAGAAAACGCGAAAGGCGCGUGAAACCGAGGGGAGAGAGAGAAAGAGAGAGGGAGAGAGAUGGAAAUCGGGAAAUCUGUGUCAGGAAACAAUCGACGCGUCUCUUAUCCUCGUUAGGGGAUGCCGCGCGGAUCUGGAGGGGUGGCCAACGGAGAAACGGUGGCCCGGUUGUUGAUCGAGCGCGCUAAUUACUGGUAACAUCGAUUAAUCGGAUGACAGGACGUUUCUGUGGCCGUCCCCCCGGCUGCGCACGGUGAACCGGAGAAUCUUAGGCCUAAGUGAAAUUCAAUUACCAAUGUCUCACGAAGAUGUGCUCAAAUUUUGGGAACCGAAAACGGGAAGACGUGACGACGGAGAGGUGGAUGGGGGACGGGACGAGCGGGGGAUGAAUCGAAUCGACGAAAGUAUCUCGGGUUUGGUGGAAUUGUAGGGGUGAUCGCGCGGGGACAACAAGAAAGGGGGAAAGACGAUGAGAACGGGGUGGUGGGAGGAGGAACGUAGAAAAGUGCAAGUAGAAGUUAUAAUGGGCUCUUACACGUGUACAGGUCCGUCGUGCGCGCAAAUUACACAGACUAUAUUUUUAACUCUU
This is a messenger RNA of Nomia melanderi (Alkali bee), 2225 nucleotides long. RefSeq lists its product as uncharacterized. NCBI's taxonomy places the organism in Eukaryota, Metazoa, Arthropoda, Insecta, Hymenoptera, Halictidae. The record is from RefSeq and is a predicted model, not a curated record.